CUCGGAGGAAUACGUCUCAGAGACCGCCUGAGCCGCCUCAGGAUAUAGGAGUGACAAACUUAGGGCAGGGAGGCUUGCCCCUACUGGUAGUGCACGGAGGGAGAAACAAGCAUUACACCCUCCUAUGGCUGGUCGAGGGAGAGGUGGGGGAACAAGACUUGCUAGAGUUGAUGUUGCAGGGGGGUCAACGUCGCAGACGGGUCCAUCCCAGACGGUAAACCCGACACAGUAUCAGCAUGAUUAUCAGGUGUAUGAGCAUGUGCAGGAUCAGGCGUAUCAUUUUCAAGAGCCUCAGCCUCACCAGUAUCAGUUUGAUGCGUAUCAGCAACAUCAGAAUGAGGAUCAUCAUGAGCAGCCUGGUAUUGAGCAGGAGCAGCCUGAUAUUGAGGAGCCUCAGCAACAGGAUGAUAUUGAGCAACCUCAGCAGCAUGAUAGUGGGGGUCGUUUUCAGGGGGUGUACGAGGUCGGACCAGACGGAUAUGCAGGGGAACCUUCUGAGCUGACGCUUUUACCUCACUUUGGUGGACAUCUGGCAUGCAGGGUAUGGGUCGAUGCCAAUUUUCGAAGAAAACAUAGGGUGAAAGGUAUCUCGCACGGGAAGAAGCUGAGCAUUAAAAACUUGACAUUGCCUAUGCCUGGGGAACAAAAUGAGUGGUUUUGGUUAGAAGUGAAUAUGUCUGGUCUUACUCCCUUUCUGAUUAGUGGGUACGAGAACAUCUCUCACGGGUUUGUUUGUGCGAUGACAGAGAGAUGACAUGAGGAGAUCAACAGCUUCCAUCUACUGGUUGGGGAGAUGACCAUCACAAUAGAUGAUGUGGCGUGUCUCCUAGGCAUCCCCAUCAAUGGGAGACUCCUUCUAGAUAAAGAGUUAACCCGUGAGGAGGGGCUAGAGAUGAUGCAGACAGACCUACUUUUUACAGUGGAGGCUGCUGGUAAGGAGCUGACAAGACAAGGUGCCUGCUCACAUCAGUUUUGGUGCACUGAAGACGCGGUACGUUGAAUAGGGGUAACCAACUGCUUGUGCCUGACAUAGAGGAGGAGCAAGCUCGAGUUAGGUUGGCCUGCAUUAAGGCGUUUAUGUUGCUCUUGCUUGGAUGGACCAUUUUUUCCGGCAAGAACAACAAAAACAUUAAUCUUCUUUGGCUGCUUGCGCUGCAAGAUAUGGACGAGUUGGACAGUUGGACAUGGGGUGGGAUGAGACUUGCUUUCCUAUAUGAGCAGCUAUCUCUUACCUCCGACUCAUUUGUGGUCUCCUGUGGUGGUUACAUGACAUUGCUUGUGGGAUGUACUUUGGCGAACUUCUCGAACAUCAUUCCGAGGAUUGAUGAUGAUGCCUACAACACUACUGUUUCCCCGCUUGUGAGUCAAUGGAAACCUCCAAGGGACUUUUCUAAUCCCGGACACUACAGAGCUGCCAUCGAUUCGUUGGACCAUUCACAUGUCACUUGGAGGCCGUACGAGACACGACGACACAUCACGCCCUUUGAGGACAUAUGCUGGUACUCCAGAUGGAUCAUGGCUAGCAGCGAUAGGAUGGUCCGUCACUUGGCAGAGCGGGUUCUUAGGCAGUACGGGUAUGUCCAGACUAUUCCCAGGGCUCCUAUAGACAUUGAGCUUAAUGCGGCGGAUGACGUGGCCCAGGCCUUAACGGAGUUUGCUCUACAUGUCCUCAGCCAUCAGCAUAGGGAUCAUCCGGUUCCGGAUAACCAGCUGUGGGCUCAUUAGAGUAUCACAUCCUAUUGUGAACCCCCUGCUCCAUUCCUGACUAUGCAGCUGCUGCCCCUCCUCGUCCUGUCCCUCCUUACGAGGAGGUUAUUCCCUGUAUAGUAAAUUUCACUUGUAAACCUGUGAUAUUUUCAUUUUGCAAGAUAGUAGUAACUGGACACUUUGAAUCACCGGUUUUCGCUAGUCUUAGUCCACCUUUAUGGGGGUCUUGAGUUGCUGGAAAAAUGUAGUAUUCACCACCUGGGAUAACAGGGUUACUAUUUGUGUCCAAUACUUGUUCAUCAUUUGAGAAAGCUGAUGAAAGAUUGGUGAUGAAAGCAAAUAUAAGGCGAUCAUGUCCAAUGAUGUCGUCAAACCAUUUCCAAUUAUGUUAAAAAUCAAAUCUAUAAAUCAGAUACCAAACACAACACUGACAUGUUGACAUUGAUAAUAGUUUUAAAAUUUGAUAAAAUUGAAUGUAAUUGUGUAUGUCACCCUCGAUUCAAAGUGUGGAUGCUAUAAAGGUUAAA
This is a messenger RNA of Medicago truncatula (barrel medic), 2234 nucleotides long. RefSeq names its product protein MAINTENANCE OF MERISTEMS. The record is from RefSeq and is a predicted model, not a curated record. Lineage: Eukaryota; Viridiplantae; Streptophyta; Magnoliopsida; Fabales; Fabaceae. The transcript has 3 exons. The coding region runs from base 1078 to 1725 and encodes 215 amino acids. Gene Ontology annotation, biological process: meristem development; meristem maintenance.